This is a messenger RNA of Leptosia nina, 348 nucleotides long. NCBI's taxonomy places the organism in Eukaryota, Metazoa, Arthropoda, Insecta, Lepidoptera, Pieridae. The record is from the annotation of a GenBank genome assembly.
AUGACUGGUGACUUAGAGAAAACUUAUUGUUUUAAAAGCGAGAAUAAGUUUAUUGUUAAAAGUGGAUGUAAAAAGCGUAUGUGGAGAUCUUUGAAGCAAAUAUUGGCUGCAGAUAGAGCUUUACCUUGGCCGGACGAUGCUGUUCUAUAUUACUCAAUAAAUGCACCACCAACAUUUAAGCCUACUAAAAAGUACUCCGACAUAUCCGGCUUGCCAGCGCCCUAUAUGGAUCGCCACUCUAAGUUAUAUUACAGUAAUGCCGAAGAGUUUGCGACAGUCAGAAAUCUUCCAAUGGAUAUAACAGCAGGAUACCUACAAUUGAGAGGAGCUAGCACUAUUGUAGGUUAA